This is a messenger RNA of Spirometra erinaceieuropaei, 15380 nucleotides long. NCBI's taxonomy places the organism in Eukaryota, Metazoa, Platyhelminthes, Cestoda, Diphyllobothriidea, Diphyllobothriidae. The record is from the annotation of a GenBank genome assembly.
AUGCGAACGAAUGAACGCUCCGUAUACUUUUUCAAAUACCUCUUUGUCUAUGUCUAUGAAAGUUAGUGUAAUGGCAAAGAGAACACUGGCUGCCCUUUUUGCCGCCCUAACGCACUAAGAGGGAGGCUUAAGAGAAGACAAAAUGUUGAUCCUACGAUCUUUUUGUUCGGUGACACGUAAAAUCCACCUUCCACCAAGCAGUUAAUGAUGAUCCUCUCCGUUGGCUUCCCCAGUCGAUUUGAGUCGCAGCGCGACGCACUUCUCGAGGUUAAACUUAAGCAGCCAUUUGUCAGACCAUUCGCAUAGGCGGUUCAGUCCUUCUUGCAGGGCCCGUUCAUCAUGUUCGCCAUUGAUCGCUCGCCAUAACUUGAUGUCAUCGGCAAACAUGACUCCAUUGCAGUCCAGUCCAUUCAUACAGUCGUUGACAUAAAUUAAAAAUAGUACUGGUCCGAGUACAGAGCCCUGGGGAAAUCCACUCACAACUGGCACUUGCGUUGACUUCGCAAUACCAACACACAUAUAUUGUGAUCGACCAGUCAGAAAGUCCUUUACGCAGUUUAAUAGGUUUCCCUUAUCCCUGACUCUCGGACCUUGUAAAGUAACCGUUGGUGUGGAACAUUAUCAAAGGCUUUCUUGAAAUCGAUGUAAACGAUAUCGACCCUUGUUCCUUCGUCUAACGAGCGAGACUACUGUUCCUCUGAAUAGAGCAUUUUAGUAAGGCAGGAGUGAUUUCGUUGAAACCCAUGUUGGGAACUAGCAAUGAUUAUGUUUUCUUCAAGGAAUUUCAUUAUGGGUUUUUUGACUAUUCUCUCCAUGACUUUGCGACAAAUGUACGUUAGGCUCACCGGCCGAUAAUUGUUUGUACUUGUUCUAGUUCCACCAAUGUAAAUGGGGUACUUAUUCGCCACUUGCCAACACAAACGAUAUCGUUCUGCAACAUUAAUGGCUCUCCCAUUAAAUAAGUGGUCGCCUCGUGUUUCUGCAUCUGUAUAGUCGCGAAGAUCGUUUACCACUGUCGUCAACACCUCCGUCCCCGCAGUGUUCAGACCGGACUGAGUGGAGAACAGAUUCUACAAGUACCUACAUUCCCUUACAGGAACUGUGUAGAGUCAGACAAACGGAUUGAUUUUGGUGAAUUCGGUGACCACGUGUAUACAGGCCAGGUUAUCAGGGAAGAACUGCUUGUUCGCAACGCGAUGGACAGUCGUAUGAUCAUAUUUCCGCCCUGCUGCGAAUGAAACAGUCUUUCUCGACCGAAACUGUAUUUCAACUCCUAAUACGAAGAAAGUGAUUUCGACGAAUACUCGUCCGCACUGUUUUCAGAUGAUGAACUGGGUGCCCGUCUGGGGCUUGGCUAGCGCAACGUACGGCGCUCAAAGCGAUGCGCAAUUCUGACUUUUCGACGUAACACUGCACUGCCGUCCUCAACAUGAAGCCGCAACUGUAACUCCGCAGUCCUUUGUGAGGCAUGUGAACAUCAAGCAAGCCAGCACUGUGACAAUGAAUGCAUCCGUGGAUCAACUGGAUUUUAAAAGCCAGAUGCCUCCCGAAGGGGAAUAAAUAUAAGCCUUACGGAAAGUUCUAAUGCAAGAAGUAUAAACUUACCGUAAAUUAUUUAUGUCUAACAGAGGAUGGCCGUUGAUAUAGGGGCAAAUUUAAAUGCUGAGUCCUAAUAUUAGAGAAACUGAGUUUAACGAAAAAUGCCUGAAUAAUAAUGCCCAAAAACACGCGAGAAAAGUGGUAUGACAAACUUUUUGCAUCUACCUGGCUGGUCUUCGACUCCUUGUCCAAAUUUCAAAUUCUGUAGCAGUGGGUCGGAUUCUUUAAAGGCGUCCUCACCGGCCAGCCGUGAAAUCUAAAGAAAGCAUCAACUUACUCCCUCACGCAUAAACUAACGUAAGUUCCUGUCGUUAACUCGCGCUGCAAAGGACGAACAAAACAGCUCACAAUAUUUUUAAACCAAAAAAACACUAGCCGCUGACUCACUCUAGCUGAACUUUCCAAGGAUAGCUGCACUAAGUCCAUGGACAAACGUAUCACUGUUACAGGGAGUGUGGAGGCAAAAGCCAAAUCUCCAGCACUUUAGGGGUGUCAUCACUAUUUAUUUAUAUGCGCAAGUUCAAGUGAAAUCUCUGUAGCUACCGAACAAGCGCCACUUUCAUCGGAAACACAGUAAAAAUAUUUGCCCGACUCCAUGCCAGUAAGACUGAAACCGCACCUUGAGGAAGCCUCCUUCCAGAAAGUUAAUUUUGACUGCGAGAGAACCAUGUAAACAUCAGCCUUAUCUUCGUCGUUUUCCGAAUACGUGAAGCCCGAAUAUCAGACCAGUCCAUGGAUGAGAAGAGAGAGGGAGAGUCCAACGCUGAUGAAUUCCUUCUCAUGGUGCAUCAGCAGAUUUCUCGCCAUGAAAAAUCUCGCGUGUUUAAGUACAUCACAAUGCGUCAUCAAUCGUAAAUUAAAAAGAUGUUAACAAAGGAAUUAACCCCGUCUGACCGCAGGAGUAAAAUGCAGAACGAUUUGUCCGUCUUAAGAUGGCAUAUAUCACAUUAACACCUAUGUGAAAAUCCAGCCGAUCUUAUUAUGGCCUUAUAAACGUGGAAGACGUAGUCGGGCCACUGGACUCGAGCCCACUUUUGACCACGUUGACCUUGUUUGCAGUCGGAGUGCUGUGGGCAAGCAAAUGGAUCGGAACACGACUAGUUUAACGCUUCUUUGGCGUUGAAAUUUGCUUAGGCCAUAGGAGUGGGCGAAGUACAUGCGGCAAAGGUCUUCUUCAUCAUAAACGCGUUCAGACGCACACUACAACUGCGUAAUGACGGACAUCGGCGUUUACAAUCUUUGAAUAGCUACGAAAAAGUUGUCCACCAAGAUGCGGAGAUCUAUCUAGGUAGUGCCAAACAUACCCCAGACGUCAGUAGUGCACAUUUCUUGUCCUCCGGAGUUCUCUUGCAUUAGAUCACUGUUUCUAAACUUGUUUUAUGGAUAAACACGGACUGAAAAUCUCUACUUUUGAUUGUUUUAUGGGGGUUUUCCAUACAUUUCAGUCUUGUUUUCAUUCAUAGCCGCUUUCGUAUUCCAUCAUAUUUAAGCGUUAUAUCGGGUUUUAUUUCCUAGCUCACACGGACGAUCGGCGUCCCACUUCCAGAAUUCUUCUUUAUCGUUGAGCUUGACUGCACUUGGACCCGCAGAAACUUUGUCAGAGUUGUUGCGUGACGGUCAGCUGACACCAUAAUAAUUUCUCCCUAUGUGUAUUCUGAGAGCCCCAGUGCAAAUUAUGAUAUUGAGACAACAGGAUAUGCAACCUUAUUGCGUUUUCUAGUGACUAGCCGACUCGUCCUUAGACAAGAAUUGUUGGAUCCAGCGUGUACUUAGUUUGAAUCGUCUAAUAUCUGCGCGAUUCUAUGAGACAUGAUUACCGACCUUGAAAUCCGUUUUCGAGGGGAUUGGCUACUUGCGCGGGGGCAUCUUUUUAAGCAGCAUGUUACAUUAGCCCGUCAGUCUUCAAGCUUUUAUUCGUAACUCCCUGGACAGAACUUUGUCACUGGAUUUCCCGGCGAUGUAAGUAGCCGUCACACAUGUUACAUAAGAACGUAUAAAGGGUCUUGUUAAUUUUUCUUGAAUGCCUUCAACAUUUCCAUAAAACGUAAUCUAACCGCUGUAGAACGCAUCCUAAACCGUUUGCUUUGAACUAUUACUUCUCUCUUCUAAAUGUUACAGGACUUCACAUCAUUCCACUUUCGACGAGAAUUAUAUGAAAUAGAAUUGUUGCGGAGAGUUCUCAUUGUUCAACCUUAUGUAUAAUAGCUAUAUUGGAUAUUCGCUUAUUCCCGGCUUAUAUAUUUUAUAUUCUAAGUUGUCCGUCUUCGAACUUACUGAGCCUGAAAAUCUGAAUUACGUAUGAAAACGGAUUGGAUACACCCAAUAAAUGUAUACAUUUAUUUAUCAUCUUACAAUCCAAAACAGCUGUCGUUUUGUCAUUUUUUAGGCCAAAAAACAGACUGGGUUUAUUUACAAGCCAUCAGAGAUAUAUAGACUCUUUUUCGUGCUAUUUAACUAAUCCGGCAUGAUUUGGCACAGUGACGAGCAAACGACACGAGAUUUAGGGAGAAAUUACUGAAAUUACUAUUGCCUCGAAUACAGAUCCAGUCGAUGAUGACGGACAUUAAGUCAAAAACGCCUAUCAUGUUUUGAAAGAUACCAAGCGCAAGUAAUGAAUUUCACAGUUUCUAUGGAAUGUCGAACUGUUUUCUAAUGUUCCACGUUUGCUUUUAGUAUCGAUCUCUUGUUUACCGACUUGUCUUUUCAAUUUGGAAAAAGAUUUGAAGAUGCCAAGACCUCUGCCUCCUCUCAAGCUCCAAAAGGGUGUUCCUGGGGUACAGAUACACGCCGAUGAUGCACUCAGCGAGGUCAUGUCGAACGAGACAGAUAUGGAUUUCGACGGGCGAAAAAUCCAUGUGAAGUUUAGUGACUUGGAGCCGAUCUGUGAAUUAGGUAAAUUACUCGGAAGCGUUUUUAUGUGAAAACAACUUCUUAAUUGCUCUAAUACCAACUACUUUGGGACGCAGAUUCGCGCAGAAAGGGUACAACUGUGAUGCCUAUUUUUAUGAUAGUCAAAGCCUUUGCUCUACAAGUACUAAGUAAUUUGAGGAAAUUAAAUAAGUAUGCACACGGUUUAGCCAAUUUAGGUACUACCGAAUAUACAAUUUUUAUAAAUUCAGAGGCAAUAAAGUGGGUAAGUGACUGAAAGGCGUCUGCUGAUUCAAAGUAAAUGUCACUUAUACACCAUCUUUUCAUCGGCCUCCUUCAUUUUAUAUGCGUUCUUAGUGCUGUUUGAGAGGGUAAACGCUGGAAACUUUAGUUGCUCUGGUCUUAAAUAUAUACUAUCAUUUACUUACGAGCUCGACUUAGCUGAACCGUCACUGAGUAUGGGUGGAGUGAAAAGUAAUGCAGGCGGACUGGACUUGUAAAAGAAUUAACUGAUUUCGAAACUACAAAAAAACACGACUUUCUUACCCUGAUCGUAUGCUUUUUUCCUAAAAUCACCUGGAUUAAUUGGAAGUCACAAAUAACUUUCUGUCUUUUGACGCGUUUCCAUAUAACAGUUCUGUUUGGUCAGAGUGGGUUGGCGAAAUAAGUUUUACUCAAAGCGAAUUUAGGGAUCUUCCUCACUUUAGUAGCUUAAAGAAACACGUUUGGAAGCACAAGCGUAAAGGGAAUAUAUUUCGAGCCGUAGACUAGUAGGGAAAUAGUUUGUUUUAGAUAUAGUUUAAACAUUUGGGCACUCGCUAUUAGAGGCUAUCCGUAUACUGAUUUCUGGGACGAUAUUUUACUUGAUUGCAAUCAUACCUUUUAAGAACUUAGGCAUUAGCCCUAAAAUAGCCGAGAACUUCGAAGUUUUUAAUUUUCUAAUAUUUCGACGGUAGAAACUCGAAAACAUGUCUUUAAUUUCUCGCUGUUAUUCGAAAAAUAUGCACAUUCCUCCAAGCUUGCGAUUCUACUAAUUUAACUUAGCAGAAAAUAUUUACAGCAAAUGUAGUUUCAGAAUCUAAACAGUUUUGAUCCAUUCAUUAAAAAAGACGUGGAGAAAGGGUUUUACUUAAAUUCGGCUGGAUGUAGCCUGACCAACCAUUUUAACAUAGUUUUCCCAAACAGGACCCUCUUUCUCACUAGUUAGGUUCCGUAUUUCUAGAACGUGUUUGGACAGUUUACUUCAUUUGACUUGGUGUCUUAAGGAACUUCUGACUUAUCCCAAUUAACAUACUAUAUUUUCCUUUACAUUACAAUAACACAUGACCAACCUUUAAAACAUAUAACUAUAUUGAGCCCGCUUAAAAGGAUAAGCGAGCUUAUAUCAAAAUUUGGCACAUUUAGACGAACUCAACAUAACUAUCAAAAUAUUUUAAAUUUGAGCCAAAUCUGAGGAUUUUGGUAUUUAAUAGGCCUCAGUGCUCUUUGAAAAUAUGCCAAAGAUUUAGAAAUUGUAAAUUAUUCCUACAUCACUCACGUCGUAAGAGAAAAACAAUGUUUACAAUGACUCAAAUGGCUAUCGAAGAAUAAUUAACUGUACGUAGGACUGACAUCGACCGUCCAAGGUCUGAAAAGGAUUGAUGAGAGAAAACCUGAUCGUUAAAGUCCAUUGUCAGACCUUAAAUCAACGUUUAUCAUCACAGAAACCCAUCUGUUGGACUAACUUCAUGUAUCUGCGUAAAAUUCAUAUUUCCUAAAGACGUUUACCCCAAAAGUGUGUAUCCAAUAUGAAUGCCAACGUUUUCCUCCGUACUUUUGGGUUUGUCUGCACGUAGGUCGAGGGUACUUUGGCACAGUGUACAAAACGCGUGUCUCCAAGGAGGGCCCCGAGGUUGCGGUGAAGGAAAUACAACUAACACAGCCCGAUAUUGAUCCGCGACGCAUUCUCAAUGAGAGCAUCUUUGGAGCCAAAGUAGGCAACUUUCCGUACGCCCUCAAGUCUUAUGGAUGCCUCCUACAAGACGGAACUGUACGACUGCUUAUGGAAAUUAUGGACUGUACUGUGGACGCCAUAACUCAUGAGGUAAGUACCGGUUUCUUGCUAGGCCAGAUAAAAAAACUGCUGCCUCUUAAUUUUGUAUGGAACGUUAUCACGCUGAUACAUUUCCCUUGCUGUUUACUUAAGCCUGCAGCCCAAAAUACUGUCAUGUGCAGGUUUGUGGCUUUUCUUAACUCAUCUCCGAAUGCCGACUUCGGUAGGGGGUCAUAGUCCUUAAAUGAUUUCCCUGCUUUUAUCCAAUAUUUAUACAGGCUUAUUUGAGGGUAUAUAUUAUAAUUUUGUGAAAAUCAACGUUUACAGAAACAUGCAUACCUUCUCAAGUGUAGCUGAUUCUAAAGGGAUCCUGAAACCGCUCUGAAAGGCGUAUAACACCGUGACUCUGACGGCUUCAUGUACCACGAUACAAGUUCCAGAUUAACCUUUACAAAUAUGUAAUUAAUUUGGUUUACUUCUGAGCGCUCGGUCUGGAUCUUUUGCAACCUGCGGCACUCCAAUCGUUCAAUUGGUUGUUUUCAAACACCUGAUCAUUUUUGAAAGAUCCUGGUUCUGCAUCUUCUGGAACUGAUACAUUUACGCUUCUGACACAUUUUAAAUUUCAAGCCCUCUGUCAUGACCCCCAAAAGCGCUUAAAGUCGGUGUGUAUUCUUCAAACUGUGUUAAACGUGGGCUCAAGCAUAGGACUGAUUAUUUUAAAAGUGGUAAAACUUGAAAUAGUUCGGAAGACGCACGUAAAGCAGUGUUUAGAGGAUUUCCAAGGAGUUACCACAUGGACAGUCGCCAUGGUGGGUGAGAUCUUAAAAGGUCAAAUUAGGGGACCCACGUAUGAUCUGAAAACAACCAAUUUUUGUGAUUUGAUAAAAAUCAUCGUGCCAUUGUCCAAAGACCACCGGAAAGUUAUCACCUUUAAGGCAGAGUUCAUAUUUUUUCAGAAAAACGCGCCCCUCGGGGUCGGCUCUGAGGCCCAGACGCUGAUUUCCCUAGGCUGCCGUCAACUUCUCAGGGGGAGAGACGAGAAAGAGGCACGUUCUGCAACCGGACAGUAGCAUUUGCACUUGAUGUGAAUCAAAAUGACAACCACACCUCAAGACAGGUGAUGGCUAAAAAUCCGUGCGCGCAUUCCGCCGGCUUUCUUUUGCUGCAUAGUGCAACUUUAAGGAGCCUGGUUCCUCAGCGAAUAUUCUAGGUUUUUCUUUAUAGUUCUUGAUGCAACUUCCUCUCUCGGUGUUUGCUCCUUGAUUUUGUAGAAAAUUAACUAAAGGGUUCGAGGUAAAUCUAUGGACCAGGACUUUUCAAAGCCAACCCCGAAAUUCAUGUUGGCAGUGGGGCCGAUUGCUACUCAUAUUACUUAUCCCAAAACACCUAUUUCAUCGCGCAGUUAGGUCACUGCAAAGCAUAUCAACAGGGCGCCGCCGUCCGCCUACUACAGACGAAUUAGAUAGUGACAAACUAUAGACCUUUACUGAGCACACCUAAUGGAUGCAUAAUGCCCUCACGCGUGUAGAUUAACCGGUUCGUAAAUUGGCCCUAUGAACAGGUAACCAUUUCCAAUGGGCAUGGCUCAAUUUAGAAAUGAACCGGGCAUCGGAGUGCCCUCUACAUGGUGCUCUGAUACUUCUCUGCCGACGCAUGCUACCACAGUGCGGCAUGCAUGCAAAGCAAGGUUAAGAAUGGCACCGUCAUGGCAUGCGUCAUGAAGUGCCCUUUGUGUCUGCUGAGAGCGCAGAGAAGAAGCAUGUGAUUUUCCAUUCCUUCCCUUUUCAGACACACGUAUUGGGCGAAAUCGUUCCGGAGAAGUUCAUCGCCUACAUCACGAAGUGUAUCGUCACUGGGCUAGAAUUCCUGAAUCGAGAGUGCAAUAUCCACCAUCGGGAUGUAAAGCCGUCAAACAUGCUGGUUGACCGCAGCGGGCAAGUAAAGGUGAGCAGUCAUCAGUUUGCGGUCUUUUGGUCAGUCUGCCUUCUUAAUCAUUUGUUUCAACCACCCCCCCCCUCCGUCCGUUUGACAGCGGCCCUGUUGGUCUUCAAGUGGGCUCAAGAGGUGCAACGCUUUUACUCACUUGAAAUGGCUCAAAUGCGAACUGUCAUUAAAUCCAUGUUGCCUUUGCUAGUUGGGACAACUUUUAAGUUUUAGACUCCAGAAGACGUAGGUUAAUGAAAACCAGUGGCUGUUUCGUGCUUAUCUGUGCCAGUUAUACUCUGGACAGAGACCGGUGACCGGACGGAAGUAGACUGGUGUGAGACGUACUGCGUACAGGCUGGCACUGUAAAGCCUCCUUCCUCAGCUUCCUCAAUGUUUGGUUCUCGCUUUACCGCCAGCUAGGUGGUUGCCUGUUCACGGCUCACAGACUCCAGUCAGGCCGGUGGGUGCCAACUUCAACAGGAUAUUAAAGUUGCUAGCAGAGAAUUUUUGCGUCUUUUCUGGCCAUCAAGAAAAGUCCCAAAUUACUAAGGUGUCGGUCUUAAGGGGUGGCAUUUGUCUCGAAAUUGAGGAAAUUGCCGACGAAUCCCACCAGGCUUUGGACGCUGUGAACCCGCAGUCCCAGGUAUCCAGGCAGAUAUCUUUGAUUCGCCCCAAAGUCUCUGACCGAUUUAUCGGGGUCGGACGCGGCAUUAUUGACGUUCCCGAGCUACGAGUGGUUUUGCGCAAAAUUCCAGGAAGGGUACCUGUUCCCGUCACCUAACUUUAACCCUGACCUUCAUUCCUUACCCUCAACCCCCACCCCCCUCUUGGAAUAAAGGACAAGGCCACCUGUAACUCGGGGUCCGUAUUCCCACAGAAAUGACUGGGACACGCCAUUGCUUGUUCCCCCGGGGGGCUGACGACCUGCGGCUCACUGAAAGGAGGCGGUAUCUCACUUGAUCUGAAUCGAGAUCAUUCUGUAAGUAAUUUCCUGGCGGCCGCGGUGAACCCAAGGGGAAUAGUCAUCAACCUCUUCCAUUUCCAGUUUACCUUUGUGGGGUCGAGUUGUGUCCGCAAGUCUAUGUGAUAAUCCGUAUCCACAUAUUCCAAGAAAGGCACAUUUCCGCCGGAGUAGGACUGUCUUUCUGUUUUAGAGUUGCGAGAAUUCCCAUUGAAGAAUUCAAAAGACAAUUUGGCAACCAUAAUUAAGCUCUCGAUAAAAUCUCAUCAGGCCUAUGCAUUUAUAUAUUGCUGUCGAAAUGAUUAAAAGGAAAAUGCUAGCAAGUAGAAGUUAUUCUGUUGCUGGAUUUUGGGGCGGAGGGUCUACGAGGAUGAGAUGAAAAACAAAAUUACCGUCAGUGUCAGGGGGGAAGGGGAUGGUGGCACUGGGACGGGUAAUUAUACCUAGGUGGCUGGCAUGAUGGCUUUGAACCAUGGUAACUGUGGGGUCUGUACGAAGUUCUUUUGUGCGCAUAGAACUGGUUUGUGUAGCCUGAUUGCAGCCGUCUCUGCUGUUGCCAACAGACGCUGUCCAAGUGAUUUUAGAUAGCUUGACGAGACCUUUUAAAUCACUCGGAAUGCCUAUCCGGCAUCUAUACAGUGAUCUGUGUCUACCAUGUGGGCGAGGAUAGAGCUGUUGAUGUCCUUUAUUUGGCCCUUUUCUAACCAUGCUGGAAGGUUUUCCCUUAUUCUUUUGGACAAACGCCGGCUUGCGUGACCAGUAUAUUCUGCCCCAUAGGAGCAGGUGAAGGAGUAAAUACACAUAGAAGUGGUCUGGGCUGGCAAUUUUUCCUUGCACUCUCCGUUUAGGAUGGAGCUUGUGGGGAAGAGUACCCGGGCGUCAGCUGCUGGAAAGGUGCGUGAUACAGCUUCACUUAUGCGCCUUCUUAAAAGUUCACUUGGUAAGUCUCCUUGAAACGGGACCCUAAUGAAAAGCUUCUUCUUUUAUGCCGUCAUCAUCGGGGACUUUGGUGGUCUUUCGGUCAUGUACUUGGCAAUGAACCGAUCGGGAAUAGAAUAACUUCUGCUUGCCCGCACUUUCCUUUUAAUCACUUUGACAGCAAUAGGCCUGAUGAGAAUUUGUGGAAAGCUUACGUACGCUCGUCAAAUUGUCUUUUGAACUGUUUUUCUGGUGGAAAAUGACAUUUAAAAGACUCGAAGAAGUAUGUAACCGAGCGCGUGGUGAAGAUGGAUGACAGCCGAACGCGAAGGACACACACAGAUAUUUCGCACAGAAAGUAGCUGGCGCAACAAGACUUUUGCCUUUUCUCCACAUAGGAGGCAUAGUGCUGCCGUUGCAAUGUAGCUUUGCUACUACCUAUCAUUCUCCGGCCAGGCGAAAACCCUCUAAAACAGGAUGGAGUCGGAGUUGUGGACUGGGAGGGUGAUUCGAUGCUGGGAAGACGUAGACGGCUACUUUUGUGACCUGUGCUGACACAUCGCGCGAAUAAUGCUGUCUGCAGUACGAUAUGGCACUUCUGGCCUGAUUGUCGCCCAAUAAUGCUAUUUAUCCACAGCUUACAUUUUAUUCCAGAGUAGUUUUUACUGCUCUUCUUCUUCUUCUUCGCAUUCCUGUUACUCCAAGUUUAGAUAACUGCCUUUUUAAAACUACAGGGCAUGACCAAUCUCAUGAAAUUUUGACUGAAAUUCUGAAAUGCGUUUUCGAGUAGGAGGGAUUACUUGGGCGCGGUUGUAAUACUAAUUAUCGUGCGGCAUAAUCCUAUAAUAUUUCGCACUCGCCAGGAUGUCAGCCUUUGAAUGUACUGCUUUUCAAUUUCCUGUAGAAAGUGUACUCAGUAGAAAAUUACUACUUAAUUAGCAUGCAUUUUCCCCAUUGAUUUUCGGUAGUCUUGCAAAUUCAAAUAUAUUUUAUCGAAACCACUAACAAAAAUAUUCUUUCUUUCAGUCAUUUGAUAGAGAAUCACUCCAUCUUUAUUUCAUACUGACGGAGGGAGUAUAAUUAGGUUUUAACAAAGUUUUCUUAAUGCCGAAUAAUUCGGAGCCUGAUCAGUCGUUGCAUUAGCGCUUAGUGAUUUCAGUCUACAAAGUGCAUGCUUUCCGCGUAAAGAAAAUCACAUAUUCUUUUACGAUUUUAAUAAGAUGCCAUAUGAAGUUCAUGAAAUUUUGCAAUGAAUGCGGGCCAUGUUGUGCAUUUCAUGAGGAGCAGUGGUAAACGGAUAGGUACGAUGCUGUACGAAUGGACACUGCUCAUUCUUAAAAAUCGCAUAAUAAGAAACUUUUUUAAAACCUACUUAUACUCCCUCCCUAAGUAUAAAAUAUAAAGAUGGCGUGAUUCUCUAGCAAAUGACUGAAAGAAAGCAUGUUUUUGUUCGUGGUUUCUAUAAACUAUGUUUGACUUUACAAGACUACUAGUAGUAAGUGUGAAAAUGCCUGCUAAUUAAGCAGUCAUUUUUACCGAGUACAGUUUCUACAGGAGAUUGAAAAGCAAUGCAUUCAACGGCUGACAUAUUGGCGAGUCCGAUAUAUUAUAGGAUUAUGCCGCAUGAUAACCAGUAUUACAACCGCGCCCAAGUAAUCCUUCCUACUCGAAAACGCAUUUCAGAAUUUCAGCCAACAUUUCAUUCGAUCGGUCACUUACUGUAAGUUUCAGUGAAGCCGUCGAAAGGUACAGACUUAAUGGCGCCAGUAGCUUAUAUCUGUUGCGUCGCCUUCCACAUGUGCUAGGUCGGCCUCUUAGUGCACGCUAUUUCGCUCUGCCCCAGGGUCCUAAUGGCUACUGUGCGGCCUCAUCACCGGAAUUAGCUUGAUCAAACAAAUGCGGUGCCUUCAAGUUUCACGUUGCUGCACCCUCAUACCUAGAUCUGGUUCACCUGUUCUAGCUGCUCUCUUAGUGCAUAAUCGUCAUCAUCAUCAUCACCAUCAUUAUCAUCGUCAUCUUUAGUGGCAGCCAAGCCUCCACGCUGCGUUUGUCACAGACUGGAGACGCCACGUGUCGCACCCCCUUGUCUCUUAUUAAUUCUGCCAUUCUAUCCAACAAAAAUUCCGAAAAAAAACAGAAGGCGAAAACGCAGAAAAGUUCGCAAUGUUCUUUAAAACAGUGAAGAGUUGAGUGAGUCGGGUAGCUAGAAUCCCUGGAAGCUGGAAGUCCGGAACCGCAGUAAAACGCCGUUAAAAAACUGUGGUCCAAUGCUCUUCCCAAGUCAUCUCAUAUCCAGAGACUUCACUGGUCAAGCAUGCUUAGCGGUAAAGCUAUAUUUUGCCGCUUUCAUGCCGCGACUAGACCGACUGGUACUUAGUCGGGUAUUGGUACUAGCUGCGAGCUAGGCUGCUGUGUAUUCGAGCUCUAUUCUAGGGCGCCCGUUAAAUGUCGUUAAUUUAGGCUCAAAUACUGGCAAUCUCAGUAGCAUAUGCCAGGCUGAAACUGACAGCCGACGGCUUAAUUUAGCGAGAGCGGCGUCGCUUAGUGUGGGAAGCUAAAACUAUCGGUGACGAAACCCGCCUGCUGACGAGGGACCCAAAUCGCAGACGCACUGUUCUCUCCUGAGUCACCUAUCGCACGUCCUAGGUCGAAAAAAGUCUAAAAUUAACGUUUUCAUGUGUUUGACUCCAUUGUCACCGAUGAUCUUAAAGGAGGACCUUUAGGACACCGGGUAAAUUACUCAGGAUUAGAUGUUCACACCGCAGACAUUCCAAGGUCAUUUCUGAUGAAUUUGAAAUUAUUUUUGGCUCCAGGGCAGGCGGUGGUGAAGCCACUUUGAUUUGUCGGGAUGCAACGGGGGGAGGGGAGGGGUUGCAUCGGUAUUAAUCAUGCGGAGGAAAUCAGCCUGGAAAUGAUGAGUUCUUACGCGUGCGUAUCUUCUCCCGCCCCCCCCCCCCCAAGUUGCUCAGCAUGUGAGUGAGUUGUCGGCGUCAAACACAACCGGGCCGUAGAGUGUGAUGUCAGCGUCAGGCAUUCACGUACACGUACACGGCGUGAGACUGAAAUGAGGACUGUGCCCAAGAGGGUCCAUGUAAUGCACACGCGAGUCCAGAGGUAUACAAGACCAGAUUCUGCUUCUGCCGUUGGAAUUGCUACUUAAAAUUAGUUCGGGGUAAUUCCACUAUCUGCCAAAUGUGGAAGUAUCGGGCAGCCAGGCAGGCCUCCCUUCCUGGGGUUCCUGACGUCUUCUGUCACUGAGGUUGCCAAGGUUACCACUUACUCCUAAAUCUCCUAAAGGCAAGGGAGACUUGCCUUUGUCGGUACUGCCAUUCUGCACUUAACUUAGUAAUUUCUGAAAUUUUUCGCUUGGUAUUUAUCUGGAGUUCACAUGACAGAAACCCGCAAAGGGAAACCAGGGGUGCUCAAUGAGGAGCCGAACUCCUACCACCUUCAUCCUGUAGUGACGAAAAAUAUCGGCGAAGCACGUGCCUUGGUUUUUAGCUGGUAAAUUUGUCCGGCGUACAGCAAAACCCCUGCCAUACGAAAAUUAUACUAUUUGGAAUACAACUUAUAUGCGGAGUGGGUAUUGCGCGACCAGCCCGCUGAAGUUAACAGUCUCCAACUCAAAUGUUCCCUGAAUUUCCAUACUUGACCAGAAAAAGUCAAAUCCUGCCUCUUAAAAUGUCUUGCAUAUUGUUUCUGCAUUUCCUAUGCUACAGCGGGGACCCACUGGGGCACCAAACCCCUCGCAGUUGCACCCGCAGCAACAGUAGCAUCGAGGAAACACAUGUCUAAGCUUUCAUCUAGGAUGGUAUGGCAUGGUUUAAAUCACAACCAACGGGGAAACGAACCCAAUCAAAGGGAGCGUGCGUAAGGCUGACUGACAGCGGCUAAGAAGCUAUAAAUGACCAUUUCAGUCUUCGUCAUCUCUGCCGAUAAUCUCCUCCUUCAGAUAUAAUUAGUCGCCGUAAGGCUACCUGCGGGGUUUUGGAUCGAUCUACAAAACCCAACAGGACGAGCAAGUCCCGUAACCCGAUCGGUGAACGUUCUUCUAGCAUAGUUAGUAUUCCCGGUCGCAGCCAACAGGAGAACGGACCCCCCCGACUCAAUUGGUAGGCCUUCGACUUAUUGACCAAAGACCUCGAGCCUGAAUCUCGGGUGCUGCUGGCCUGAGGUUGAGGAUGGCUAACUGACGACGUAUAAUAAGCUAGAAGCGGCCAUUCCAAUAUUCUUUCUCUUUUUCGGUAGUCUCAUUUGUUAUACGCGUACAUACGUACCACACAUGAGAAAGGGGUAAACUUGGUUUCCAAACCAGUGAGAGACUACUGACCCAGUGCAGUUGAUGCGUGGAAAUAGAAAUGUGAAUUGAGCAUGUCUUUGAAUGUGCCUCUGAUGUUUAGGAAAUAAUCCAUAUACCAGACCCCCACCAUCACUGUGGCGAAAGCAUGGUACACUGUCGAAUAACGAGUGUUCAGAGAACCCUCUAGACGCUUUUAUCAACAUACCUCCUAAACUUCAAAUUAAGGCGUUCCUCUGUCAAUCCUAUCACCGGCUCUUCAUCCUCUCUGUCUCUCCCUCUGGCCCUAGAUUUGUGACUUCGGUAUGUCCAAGGAAAUGAUUGACAUGAAGACCAUGACCAACGUGGGGACUUUCAUGUACCAGGCACCCGAACGCCUCGACCCCUCCUCCCUGAACCGCCAGGGCUUUCGCAUCCAGUCGGAUGUCUGGUCUCUGGGCCUGAGCGUCUACAAGAUUGCCACCAAUGAUCAUCCCUACGCUCAUUUCGUAGACAGCAUGGACUACAUGUACACAGUUCUGCAGAGUGACAUCCCAACCCUGCCCCAGGGUGGGGAUGAGGAGGCCGGAGCGGGGGCCAGUUACUCCAGUCUCAUCAGGGACUUCCUCGCCUUCUGCCUCGUAAAGGAGGAGAGUCAGCGCCCCGAUUUUGCCGCCCUUCUUCAAUCCGCUUUCCUGGCGCCUGUAGAUCUGGAUGGCGUAAAGCCCGAAUUCGCCUCCUUUGUGACUCGGAUCCUCGCUAGUAAGGAUCCCGAGCUGGGGACUGUUAGCGCGACAUGA